AUGGCUGGUCCUUUCAAGUUGGCAUCAUUUAACAACCCCGGGACGCAGUACCUCAAUGAAAAUUACGACGGUGCAAGGACCUUGUGGAGUAUUUCUGCCUUGUGUUACCCCUCUACUAAUACAUACUUUCUUGGAGUGAAGACUGGAACAAAUUCUCAUACAGUAGCAUGUGAGACGUGUACAGUUUCUUCAAACACAGCCCCAGGACUUCUCUACCUGUCAGGGAACACAGUCUACAAGUCAGCAUGCUCGGUCACAAGCUGCGGUAGUUGUCCAUCAUGUACAGCGUGUUCUACCAGUAACGGGUGUAUGACUGCAACCACUUACUCUAUUACUAUACAGUGUUAUACAACGUCUUAUGAUAACAAUGACUCUGGAACAUCUACUCUUACCGUUAGUGCUGCAGCAGAAACACCGACGUUGACAAUAAGCCUUCCAGGUACAAUUUUAUAG
This is a messenger RNA of Ruditapes philippinarum (Manila clam), 453 nucleotides long. RefSeq lists its product as uncharacterized. The coding region runs from base 1 to 453 and encodes 150 amino acids. The record is from RefSeq and is a predicted model, not a curated record. The transcript is spliced from 3 exons. NCBI's taxonomy places the organism in Eukaryota, Metazoa, Mollusca, Bivalvia, Venerida, Veneridae.